UUAGCUGCUGGACGAAAUGAGGAACUUGUAUCGUGUUUCUCAUUUGAGAUUUAAAUUGGGAGAUAGAAAUGAAGAUGAACGGAAAAGGGAUGACGUUUCGUGCAGUGCAGUCGCCAUCGAUCAAUCGAAAGAUCGGGUUUAUUUCGCCACCUAUGAUGGAUUAUGCCGUGGUCAUCAUCUAAAACAGUCAAACUACGUCCCGCGACCAGCGGGCCCUAAUGUAGAAGAUAAAUCGUUUUCAUGGGAGGAAUACUUCUUAAACUCUGACGACGAAGAAUCUGAGGAUGAAACUCAUUUCGGAGAUAUUGAAAUUCUGCUACGGAGAGACGCGGGUUAUAAAAAAAUCAUCGCAAUCGAGCACCUGGUACUGUCGAACGAAUUGUGCUUCGCUUCAUCCGAUGGGAACGUUUGGUCGUACAAGCUAGACACCGGUGCUGUGGAGGAGGUUACUCUCUGUCAGCAUGGAAUUGAGGUGAUGCAAUGGAGCCCGGACCAGGAGGUAGUCGUGUUUGUUGAUAAGAUGCUGAACGUUGUCACUAUGAUUGGCAGCGAGUAUGAACCGAUUAAUGAGGUACAACUGAAAGAAGACACAUUCGGUGACCGUGCUUUCAUGAGCGUCGGGUGGGGUAAGAAGGAAACUCAGUUUCGUGGAUCGGAAGGCAAACCAACCGCAAAGAAGCCGAAGAAGACCCAGGACGAUAAUGAUCCUGAGGACGAGGAGAAUACAGGUGAUGAAGAUGAAAUCUGCGAAGAAGAUCCCUACACCUGUAUAAGCUGGCGAGCGGAUGGGGAGUUUUUUGCCGUUAGCUACGAAGCACCAGGCGGACAACGUGCCUUUAAAGUUUUCAAUAAAGAAGGUACCUUACAGUACACAUCUGAGCGAUGCGAAAACCUGUAUAGUGCCGUUGCCUGGCGACCAUCGGGUCAAUGGAUUGCGAUGCCACAGGUUGUCGGCGAAAAGUUCGUGAUUGCGCUGUUCGAAAAGAAUGGCCUUCGUCAUCGAGAAAUCGAGACUAACCUCACGACGAAAGAGCACGAGAUAACGUCGCUGCAUUGGAGCCCCGACUCAGAAGUGUUGGCCGUGGUAUGGUACACACCAGGACAAGAGGAUGGUAAUAUUUUCCUGUAUGUAAUGGGCAAUUAUCACUGGUAUCUCAAGCAGCACCUUCCAAGCAAAUGUGUCGUGUAUGGUGUUCAGUGGGAUCAACGCCAUUCGGCGGGAAAAACGUUGCACUUCUUAACAAGCGCCCUUCAGUACGAGCGGAUUCGUUUUGAUUUUCGCGUCGAUCGUUCAGUGGGACACGGCGAGGACGACGAGGCGAUGGUUGCCGUCAUCGACGGAAAAAAACUAUGCUUGAGCUCAUUCCGACGUUCCAUUGUCCCACCGCCGAUGUGUAACUACACAUUGACUCUUCCGGAUGAAAAGGAAGGUCCGGAAGACGAAUUUCCAAAAUGCAUCAACGCCGUCGGAUUCAUACGUUUUCCAGGCAAGUGCAAAUUUGAUACCGAAAUGCAACCAGAAGCCAGUGUAAAUGCGUUUUAUGUUGUUGACUCGUAUAAUGUUAUAAGAUUCUACGAUGUAACGCUCACGGAACAGAGCGUGGAGAAUGGUCCGAAGCGUAAGAUUCUAUCCGGUGUAAAACACUUGCACCGUCUUGAGCCAGACCCGGAGAAAUACAGUGAGUUUUAUGACAUUCUUACACACGGCUUGUGGGUUAAUGCAACCCAUUUUGUGCUCUGCCGCAACAAUAAGUUUGUUGAGAUGUUACUGGGAUAUCUGGAAGGUGCACAGUUCUGCAUUGAAAUUGACUACUUCUCUACCGGAAUUUAUAUCGAUAAUGAGUCGAUUGGUUGCCUUGAGGCGCUAGAAUCGGACAAGGUACUCCUUGAGCUGAGUUCCGGAAGAUUGUUGGUGGUUGGAGGAUUUACAGUUGGCGUGCCGACCCUUCGGAUUAACUAUUCGUUUCCCACCAAACUCCACAGUACGUUGCCGGAGUUUUGUGAACAGAUUUUCGUUGACCGCCAACGCCCUACUCCGACCGUGUACGCGUUCUCCCAAAGUCGCCGCAAUCUGUACCACAACGGAACUCUUCUGGCUUCAGAGGUAACGUCUGCGUUUCUUUCCGAAGCGUACCUCCUCUUCACCACGAUUGCAGAGUUAAAGUUUGUCACAUUGGGAGACGCGCCGGGUACCUCGAUUGUUGGUGAACGACGGCUUGAGCGGGGCUCGAAGCUCGUCACGGUGGUCCCAAAAGCUUCACGCACCGUGUUUCAACUUCCCCGAGGCAACCUGGAGGCGAUCAAUCCACGCGUCUUGUCGCUUUGUCUCAUCGCGAAACAUCUCGAUGCUUUCGAGUACCACGAAGCUUUCGACAUUAUGCGCAAGGAGCGCAUAAACCUGAACCUUCUCGUUGACCAUGACCCGGAGCGGUUUCUAGCCCAUCUGGGCUCACACUUCAUUCCACAGAUAACGAACGUGAGCUGGUUGAAUCUUUUCGUCACGGAUCUAGCCAACGAGGAUGUGUGUCGCACGAUGUAUGAAAGCAACUAUCCCGAGCGGCAACUGGCACCCAAGACCUUGACCACCUCCGGUAGCGUCGGGUAUACAGUGGAAGGGAAGAUUCAGUUCAUAUGCGACCGGCUGUUGGAUGUGAUGGACAGCAACCCCACGAUACUUACACAACCGAAGAUCACUUGUCACGUGAAACAGGGCCAUCUGGAGAAGGCCCUUUCGCUCAUAUGGACUCUUAAACGCGAUCAACCCACACCCGAGCUGGCGGAACAAGCGCUUCGAUAUCUGCUCUACCUGGUCGAAGUAAACGUGUUGUACGAUGUGGCUCUGGGGAUGUACGACUUUGGGCUGGUGCUGUUCGUCGCCACCAAAUCGCAGAAGGACCCGAAGGAGUAUCUGCCCUUCCUGAAUGAACUGAAGCGGUAUGAUGAGCACUACAGGAAGUUCCGCAUCGAUUGCCAUCUGAAGCGGUACAAUCGUGCACUGGACCACAUUUCUCGUUGCGACGUUAACGAGGAUCGUUUGCGGGAAGCAUUGGAGCUGAUCGUCACCCAUGACCUGUACACGGUCGGGAUCGAAUGUUAUCGAGCGAGUGGUAACGAGCAACAUCUGCAAAAAAUUCGGGAACAGUAUGCCGAUCACCUUCGCAAGACGGGCAAGCAUGCCGAGGCGAGUUUGAUGUACGAGCGUACUGGAGACAUUCAACAGGCCAUAAGUUCCGCCCGCCACGCCCUGGACUGGCGCCGUGUCCUUCGUCUGAGCGCCCGAUCGAUGGACCCAGACGGGGUCCGACCGGUUCUUCGUUCGCUGGUGCCAGCACUCGUAGAAGCAGGAGAUUAUGAUGCGGCGGCCACGAUUGCCCACGAACAUUUGAACGAUGUUCGGCUAGCGGUGGACAGUCUUCUGAAGGGCUUCCAGUAUGAACGAGCUCUUUUGGUGGCGGUGGCUGGUGGAAACGAGUUGGACCGAGAGCUGCAUGAAACGAUCAAAGAAAACUUUCGCCAGUAUCUAAAUCAGCUCAUUUCCGCACUCUCCAGCGACAAGGAACAAUUCUUGCACCAAAAGGAACGACUGGCGGCGGUUCGGGAGGCACGAGAAAAGGCACGAGCCGCUGGUUCGGCGGACCAGGGUGAUGCGGACGGUGAGGGCGAUUGUGGUGAUUGCGAUCUGUUUUCGGACAGUUCUACUGUUGCUUCUUCGCGUCACACAUCUAGCAGUGGGCGAUCUGGAAAAUCACACCGUUCUAGCAAGAACCGUCGUAAGCACGAGCGUAAACUGCUAAACCUGAAGGAGGGUAACCAGUUCGAGGAUCUCGCCCUGAUCGACGCUCUGCAUGGGCUCGUGCUUCGACUCUGCGAUGUUGAAAAGCAACGCCACGUUCGCAGCAUCUGCCAGGUGGCACUAGAGCUUGGGUUUGAUGUCGAAGCGCAAACCAUCCAACGCGACUAUGCGGCGCUUUUCCAGCUGAUUCGGUACUCGCUGGAUGCCAUCUGGAUACCGGAAAUGAUUGUACCCGGUGGUCCACCGACAACCGGUGAGCCAGCUGUAAUGCAAACUCCUGCGGAUAUGCUUCAGGCACAGUCUGCACAGCGUUACGCCUUGAUAAAGCCUCAUCAGCGGUACAAGCCCGACAUUCAGCUGAUUGCCUGGCAGUGGGAUAUUCUUAAGUAGCUUGGCACAUAAGGGAGAGCCUAUCGACGAAGAAAAACAAAUGUUAUUUAGUAUGAAUUAGAGACAGCACAGAAAUAUGUGAAAGGAAUAAUUGUAAUUUAACGUUUUCCAUGCUCAGAAAAUUAUUACUAAUGGUUAUGAAAGCCUAAAUAUCCUACAAUCGCGAAAAAUUGCGACACACCGGUUAUGUGCGGGUCAUCAUCACAUCUCAGAUGGAUUUGACACCAAUCGUACUUUAUUUUCGAUUCAUUUUCCAUUGCGUCACGCUUGUCGAAGUAAUUAGAAUGUGUGGCAGGUUUAUUCACGCGUGCGCAAAGUUUUCCGCAUUGCGUUGAUCGCUGAUCGCGGCCAUCACGUCUGAUAUUGAUUGAUUUCUCCCACAUCGGUGGUGCACAUCGAGGCGAUCGACGAGCGGUUAUUUCACACGUGCUUUGUUUUCCACGCGGAUUUUUUUUCCCCAAAAAAGUAACUGAGGCACAAAAGUAGAUCAUAGCGAAGUGCGUCGUCGGGUUUUCGGGGGAAAAUAUAAGAAAAUAAAGAAGAGCAAAAACAA
Messenger RNA from Anopheles coustani, 4736 nucleotides. RefSeq names its product elongator complex protein 1 (gene Elp1). The record is from RefSeq and is a predicted model, not a curated record. Lineage: Eukaryota; Metazoa; Arthropoda; Insecta; Diptera; Culicidae. The transcript is spliced from 3 exons. Gene Ontology annotation, cellular component: elongator holoenzyme complex; cytosol. Gene Ontology annotation, molecular function: tRNA binding; protein binding. Gene Ontology annotation, biological process: tRNA wobble base 5-methoxycarbonylmethyl-2-thiouridinylation. The coding region runs from base 17 to 4183 and encodes 1388 amino acids.